UUUGAAGAGUUUUUUCCGCGUGCGUGCGAGCGAAACAAGCAUGGUCUGGCGCGAUUAGUAUUCAAACGGAAGUAAAAGGAUGCAUCUACUUCCGUCCACCUCUGCCUCGGAUGAAACGGCAGAAUAGAUCCAGAGAAUGAAAGAGCACGCUGGGAAUCCGAGGUCUUAACGACCCUCGUUCAAAGACACCGAAGUUUUCGCGUCACUGCCCCGUAGUUCCCGGUGGGACAAGACCACUAAGAAAGCGACCCUAGACUAGUGUAGCAGAAAACCUUACUUACUUAUUUACAAAUACAAGCAAGAACGCCAGGCUGAGGGCAAAAUGAAUCCUCAGUGUACAAAAUGCGCAAAAACCGUGUACAGUCAGGAAAAGCUGAACUGCUUGGAUAAGAUUUGGCAUAAGACUUGUUUUAGGUGUGUUGUUUGCAACAUGGCCUUAAACAUGAAGAACUAUAAAGGAUAUAACAAGAAUCCAUACUGCAAUGCGCACUAUCCUACUCCUAAAUUCACAGCCGUCGCUGAUACUCCAGAGAACCUCCGUUUAAAAAAACAAACCGAUAAUCAAAGUUCGUUGAAAUAUCAUAAAGAAUACGAGCAAGAGAAAGGGAAAUUUACAGUCGUAGCUGAUGACCCAGAAGUUCUUAGGGCAAGGAAAAAUAGUGAGCAGGCGAGCAAGGUCGCUUACACGCAAGAAGCACGAAGGAUGCAAGGCCUAGCAGCCACGGUGCAAGAGGAGCUAUCAAAAUCGCACCAGCGUCCGUGUGACGAUCAGCCAGCAGCACCUUAUCAACCAGCCCCACUCCAGCAGGUGCCGCAACCUUCGUCUUCAAACAGCGCGCAAUAUCUUGUGAUGUACGACUAUAAUGCUGCGGACGACGAUGAAGUGAGCAUGGUGGAGGGAGAUAUCAUCGUUGAUGCAGAAAUCAUUGAUGAGGGAUGGAUGGUAGGACGCGUAAAACGUACCGGUCAAAGCGGCAUGUUACCGGCAAAUUACGUCCAGUUGAACAAUUGAUGAGCGGAACGGACCAUACGGAUACGGCAUAUUUCCCACGAACAGCGAACAGUCAACAGUUGAUAAAUGACGUGUUACUGUGGUACUCUGAUGAUCAUCUGCGGGGACAAGGCUAGUGUAUUGUACAAAUGGUAGAUGGCAGCGUCGUAGGCAGGAUUUUUAACAGGUGGGGGUCGAAAAGGGACCUUCAAGCCAUUUUCUCCUGUAUUUUAAAUAAUGUCUCAUACAUUUACUGUAUUUUUGGCUGCUAAAAGGGGGGCCCGGACCCCCUAGGCUACCCCCCUGGCUACGCCCCUGGAUGGUCAAAUCAUUUGAGCACUAUUAGAGCAUAGAAUGACACUUUUUUCCCAUUUACAUCAGACAAUAACAGUCAAUAGUCAUGAAUGCUUGUUGACUACAACAACCAAUGUCGAACCCAUUUUAUUGUAUUUAACUAAAGCAUGAAAUGACCAAACAUUUAUAAAAAAAAGUAUAUUUUCUUUUUUGCUAUCAACCAUGUCUUAAAUUGUUUUCACGUGUUAUAUUUUAUAUGGGUUUACAUAAACAUACAGAAUUUUUACAAUAAACAUUUGAGUGAUCUUC
Nematostella vectensis (starlet sea anemone) is the source of this 1594-nucleotide messenger RNA. Its product is annotated as LIM and SH3 domain protein 1. Bases 323 to 1012 code for a protein of 229 amino acids. Lineage: Eukaryota; Metazoa; Cnidaria; Anthozoa; Actiniaria; Edwardsiidae. Gene Ontology annotation, molecular function: actin filament binding. Gene Ontology annotation, cellular component: focal adhesion. The transcript is spliced from 7 exons. The record is from RefSeq and is a predicted model, not a curated record.